AUGGAAAGACAAGUUGACAGCCCAACAACUGAGUCGAAAGAUGGCUGCAGACUGGUCUUAUUGCGGUCCGAAAACGCAGUCGGCCGCAUGACGCUCUACGUCCGCAUCCGCCUACCCGUGACCGCCCCCAGCAAGACGUACUCGGCCCGGAGCAUGUGCGGGCUCGUGGACGAGCUCAGGGACGGGAGCUGCUGGCUGAACAUGGACACAAACGGCGGCGUGUUGAAGGACAUGCCCAGGACCAAAUUCGUGUAUACGACCAAGUCCAAGGACGACCUGCUCGCGAAGUCCGUGGAGGGCGUCAGUGACAUCGUCAAUGCCGACAGGAGGUCAGGGUUGACUCAAGUACGUCACCACCAACGUGAACCCGGCGGUCGUCAGCAUCACGCCGUCGUGCAUGUUCACGUUGACCGAGCUGUACCUCAACAACACCGUCGGCACGUAGACGAUGAUGAUCAUGACCGCGGACAAACCCACGUCCACUACCAGACCCAGCACGCUGAUCACGCAUAUGAUCCCGCUCCUAAAGAUGAGCAAGCGGCUGAGCAAGGCCUGCGUCAUCUGCAAGGGUACGACGCCGAUACUGGCUGCGUUCGGAACAUGAUCACAACCCAGCCCGAGUGCGACAGCCACUACAAGGAUGCCAUCAACUACAUAACCCACGCAGUGAGGGUCUCGUACCUGGGCGUGACCGAGGUGAGAAACAAGAUUGGACACGGCGUCAUCUUCCUGGACGGCGACGUCUCAGCACCGGCGUCACCAACGUCAUCAACGUCAUCAACGUCACCAAGACCGAUGAGCCGUCUGGAACCUGUUCAAGAGCCAGAACAGCCCCAUGGCGGCGGACGUCAUGAGCAGGCCGGUGGUGUACGUGAGGAUCACGCUUGA
Fonsecaea pedrosoi CBS 271.37 is the source of this 888-nucleotide messenger RNA. RefSeq lists its product as uncharacterized. The transcript is spliced from 3 exons. Bases 1 to 888 code for a protein of 295 amino acids. Lineage: Eukaryota; Fungi; Ascomycota; Eurotiomycetes; Chaetothyriales; Herpotrichiellaceae. The record is from RefSeq and is a predicted model, not a curated record.